Durio zibethinus is the source of this 4115-nucleotide messenger RNA. Lineage: Eukaryota; Viridiplantae; Streptophyta; Magnoliopsida; Malvales; Malvaceae. The record is from RefSeq and is a predicted model, not a curated record.
UAAGUUAAAAUUUAAAUUUAAACUAAUACAAAGUUUACUUCUAAUGAAUUUAUAGUAAAAGAAAGUUUGGCUCCAGCACUUCAGAAUUUUUUUGAAGCUAUCACUCAUACGUGACUUCGUAGAGCGUAAAGUAAAAGAUGAGGGCAUCACAGUAAGAAAAACAAGAAAUUAGAAAUCAGAAAAGGGUUCAGAAAUCAUUUUGGAAAACUGUAGGGACUUUUGGGAAAUUAUUUUCAAAGCAUUAGUUGCGAACAAGAAGGACUCGUGGUACACCUAAUUCUCAAACUCUCCAAACUAAAAUAAUUUUAUCUAUUGCUGUGUUAUUAAAAAAAAAAAAAAUAGCUCAAAGUGAUGGUGCUGAUGAUGAUUUCUACAAAUUGGGUUUUUGGUUUCAAGUCUUAGCUUUUCGUCUCCGUUGGUAUGAUCAAUAAAACCGAUGAUUACUAUGAUGCUUUUGAUUCUAUUUACAUUUUCUUAUCCAUAUAAAGUUUGAUGCGAAAAUUGUUCUUUGUCUGAGGACUGAAAAAGCUGUUGCCGGUUCUUGCAGAGGUCGAACUUUUUUAUUUUUGUUUUUUCGAUUAGGUGCGUGAAGAUUUGAUUUUUUAGAUGAAACACGAUGAUGGGAUUUGGGUCUUAUGGUGGAAACGCUCAUGGAGGAGGAUCUUCAAAUUUAUCAGCUUUAGCUCCGCCUUUCACCGUCGACCGAUCCAUCCCAAAACCUACAGCUACCACACUUGUUGAUUUGGGUGAACCCUUGAAUUGGCUUGAUACUUUUAAUUCACCCCAACCUGUUCAACUGGCUCAGUUGGAUUUGGACCCAAUUCCCACUACAUAUAACCAAAAUUCGGAUCUUUUUGAACCCAAAACCUACUAUCCUUCCUAUGUCUCACCACGCCUUCCUGUGCCAACUUUCAAUGAGCAGAGCUUGUCCGGCCUGGACCAUACGUCUCAACGGGGUGGUGGCUUGUGGGAUUGGGAGAAAGGGAAGGCGGCUCAGCAUGGCGGGAGUUUUUAUUCAAAGGAUACGAAUGUAGCUCCUUCCGCUAUUUACACGGACCGUAUCAACCUUGGAGCUCAUCCCCCCAAAAGCCUUAAGACAUGUGAAGAAACUUCACAUAAUAUUUAUUCACUAGGUAGGGAAAAUCAAGUUGGGUCUCCUAGUAUAGAAAAACUAGAUUAUAACCCUCUGGUGGGGCUAAAUCACUCAUUCAUGCCUGUGGAUUACUUGAAGACAUCAGUUGUCAGGUCCAGUUCUGGACUUUCUGAACCAGAUUUGCAGGUGCCUCCCUUAAAUCUAGUAAAUUGCAAGAACAAUGAAGUGUCAUUCAGCACUCCAUAUGAGAAACCUGCGAGACAGCAUGGUACUACUCCAAGUGAUAGUAUACUUGCCAUGAAGUCUUCACCUGGGAUUGUUAUUAGACCACCAGCUGUUGGUGCCUGCUCUUCAGCAUCCAAUACUGUUUCAGUCAAAAACGUUAAUACUGGCAUCAAUGGAACUGAUACAAAUUUGACCGGCAAAAAUCCCUCUUAUUCGAAGGAACCUAAUUAUUUGUUAAACUUUGGUAGCAAAAAUGAGUUUGACCCAAGUCAACUCAGCAUUCUUCUUGAUGGACGUUGUUAUUUGUCUGGGGAAUCAUCAGCAACAAAGACUGAAAAGCUGUCAACAUCAAAUAUGGCCUCUAAGGAUGCUUCUGAUCAUUUGUUCAGAGCAAAAUCUGGAGUUACUUUUUCUCGAAUGAGUCCAAAUAAUUUCAGUCUGGCAUUUGAUAAUAAUGAAUCAGUCAUUGUUUUGGGGAAUUCUUUAGAGAGGUUAGAUCAUUACAACCCUCCUGUUGACUCACCUUGCUGGAAAGGAGCUCCAGCUUCUUAUAAUUCCCCAUUUGGAUCUUCUGAGCCUGUGUCUGUGCAGCUUGUAAAGAAACAUGAAACAUGUGAUGGUUCAAAUGGUCAAGCACUUAAAUUUAUCCCCCUGAAUACUGCUAAUGCGGAAGAUGGUUCAGUCUCUUCUCUGAAAUUGUCUUCAGUCUCUAUCCCAUCAUCUGGAGAAUAUCGACCUGAUGAUGCUGGAAAAGCAGGAUACUAUCACAUAAAAACAAGUUCUGCAUGUGAGAUCAAAUUCUCUGAUGAUGCAAGUGAACUAAAGAAAGAUUAUGUCAUGUUUAAGAAGUCAGUGGAUGAGGUUGAGAAGGCAUCUUUCACCAUUCAACAAGGUCUUGCUGAAAGUAGAUUGGCUUCUAAAAAUUUGUGCACAUCUGAGACGGGUGUUGCAGAUCUUGAGAGGAAGAUAAAUGAUAUCUCAAGUGGUGGUUCAUCUCAUAUGUCAUGCCAUGCUGUGAAAAACCUCUCGUGCUCACCUUCCUCUGUAGAAAAUGUUUGUACUAGGCAUUCUAAAUUCUUAGGCAAAGAACCCGUUUCAAAUAGCAGCACCAGUGUUCUAGUAGAUACCAUGCAUAACCUGUCAGAAUUACUUCUGUAUCACUGCUCCAAUGAGACAUGUGAAUUAAAGGAACAAGAUAUCAAAUCCCUUGAAAAAGUAAUCAACAAUCUUGAUACAUGCAUGUCAAAAAAUAUUGGACAAGAAUCAUUUUUUAGUGAGCUUCAUGAGGGCAUAAGCAUGGGGAGGCCCCAGGUGGCAGCUAUUGAUGUUCUGAGUCAGUAUGUACAAGAGAAAGGGAAGCAUUCUGGUAAGAAAGAUGAGAAAUGUUCUGAUUUCGUUUCUGUCAAGAGUGGCCCAGACAUAAAAGUGAAAAAUGAUAAGAUGACCCAGGCUAUAAAGAAGAUUCUUAUUGAGAAUUUUCAUGAAGGGGAAGAGGCACAACCAGAAGUUCUCUUGUAUAAGAAUCUAUGGCUUGAGGCAGAAGCUGCUUUAUGUUCCAUCAGUUACAUGGCUCGCUUUAAUAACAUGAAGAUAGAAAUAGAAAAAUGCAAAUUGGACUGUGAAAAAGAUUUGUCUGAAGAUGCACCAGAUGAGGAAAAAAUAUCGAGUUCUAAAUUUUUUGCUGAAGUAAACACUGAUAAAAAAUUAACAGCAGUGGCUGAGACUGGACCUACCCCUGCUGUUUCUAACCAAAAUUCUCCUAUCGAAAGCUCCAGCUACCAUGCUGAUGAUGUAACAGCCAGAUUUCAUGUACUAAAACAGCGGCUUAACAAUUCAAAUUCUGUUUGUAAAGAUGUGGAUGAACUCUCGAGCUCCAAGCAUUCUUUGGAUUUGGAUGAAGUUGACAAAUUGGCAGCUGAAGUCAAGGAUAUUUCAACCCGGUGCCUGUCAUCCCAAGACUCCGCUGUACCAGGAACGGCCUGCCGUACAGAUGAAAUUGAAGCCUUUGUUAUGGCUAGGUCCCAUAUUCUGAAAAGCCAUGGCAUUGACAAUUUGGAUUCUGAUGAGAUAGGAAGGAAACUACUGCCGGAAGUUGUUGAUCUUGGAUUUGCAGGAAAAAGAAAGCAAAUAGCCAUUGAUAAAGACACAGCUGAGGAUGUGAUUUCGGGUGCUAAUCUGGAAUUAGUUUCACAGCACCAAGUGGCCAACCAUGCAGGAGAACAGUUAGUUGUGAAGGAUUUUCAUCCAUGUGUCCAGCACGAUUGCAUGAUACAAUCUCCUCACUACGCUUUCAAAUAAACUCUCUGCAGGUUGGUAUGACAGCUGUUCUUCAGACUGGGAACAUGUGUUGAAGGAGGAGCUUUCAGGACAGAACAGUUGAAUCUAAAUAUGGUCCAGGCUGUCCCUUUGGGAACAUCCAAUAAAAUUGGAAUGAUACAGAGAAAAUUAGCAUGGCUCUUGUAUAAGGAUGACAUGCACGAAUCGAGAAAUGGUCCAAAAAAUUAUGGUGAAUGAUAUCUUGUUUCCUCUUAAACAUUCGUGUAAAGUUUGUGGAAUACCAACCGUGAGUUGCUCAGAACAUGACUGCUCUCCAACCUUGUAAAAAAACUGCUAAAAACUUAUUUUGAAUAAACCUUUUAUGAAUCUUGCUUUUCUUGUGCGAUUUGGGUAACCCUCUCCUGGAAGCUUUUCAAUUCUUCUUGGUUUCGUGUGUGCUAGCUAGCAAAUGUAUUCUUGUGUAAAGCGGUCUCUGGCUGUUCAUCAUGGUAUUGGUCUAUUGAAAGGCAGUAAUUACAGG